Messenger RNA from Schizophyllum commune H4-8, 1037 nucleotides. RefSeq lists its product as uncharacterized. Bases 262 to 981 code for a protein of 239 amino acids. NCBI's taxonomy places the organism in Eukaryota, Fungi, Basidiomycota, Agaricomycetes, Agaricales, Schizophyllaceae. The transcript has a single exon. The record is from RefSeq and is a predicted model, not a curated record.
GUUGAUCUGGUUCCGGCGCCUCAUUCCGCGCCGCGUUCCUCCUCGUUGCAUGCCAAUCCAUUCCCUGUCGAUGCCAGCCCCGCUCGCCGUCGAUCUCCGUCCGCGCGCUGUCACCGGUGCCCUUGACCCUGGGCUCGAGGGCGUCGGCUGCAGGAUGUUGCUGCAGGAUGCCGACGACGCGGAGGUUACUGUUGCAAUUGCCGCCUCGCUGCGCCGUUCAUUUUUGCUCCCGCCGUGCUUCGCGUUCUGCCCAUUUUUUCUAUGAAUUUCGUUGAAACCCGCUGGAUGGAUGCGACCCUGCGCAGGCGUGCGCCUGGGCUGCCUCGGAGUGGUCGCCGCGCCACAAUUUGCGCUGGUGCCUCUUCGUUGCCUCCGUUGAUCUCUUCGCUGCCUCCGUUGGUGUUCGCUGCCUCCGUUGUUCUUCGCCGCGUCUCCGCUGUCUUCAUUUCCACUCGGAACGGUCUGGAAAAUUUGCUGGCAACUCUAAAACUUUAUCUGAUUGCCUGUCGUUGGUACGUCCCGCACAGCCGACUCCAAGUGGCUCCAGCCUCCAGGGUCACGUCAGCCUCCAGGUCGAAUUGCAGAGAGGCGGGGCAGGAAACAAAAUUCAUGCUAGAGCGUGACACUUGCAUGAACAAUGCCGGGUUGCUGGCGCCGCGUCUAGCUCAUUUGAGGCGCGUCGACAUCGUCGUGCCACCCUGCCACCUCGUCAAUUUGUCUCGUCGGUGUGCUGGCCGACUUCAUCUCCGUCGCGGGCCUGGAGUUCGUGAUAUUUCCAGCAGACAUUCUGCUGUACAGCCCCUUCAUUACCUUGUCCACGGUCCAGGCCGUCGCGACGCGCCCACCAUGACUUUCGGCGCGCUCCUUGAGGCGCAGUCAUAUUCGUACAGCGCAGCGCAUGUCUCCAAGACAAGGCCCCCAAAUUUCCUGAAUAGAUCCAUAGCACAACCAUCCUUGAAGCUGGAUACGCCCCCAGGCUAGAAGCGCCAGUUGACUUUGUUGGGCAUGCACUUCGACCGCGCCUCGCUUGUGCCCCA